GAUUGAACCUCUUUGGUAACUGGGUAUCUGUGUAUUCGCGACAAACGUUACAGAAGGUUAAACCAAAUAACCCAGCCUUUUUUCGGUCUGCCUGUUAGCGGUAUUUACCAUUUGGAGUUACGGAAAAAAGGAGUUACGGUAUUACUAAGCGGUCUGGUUUAUAUGUAACUGGGUAGCACAGAAUGUCAAAACUGACCGUUGAAAAUCUCGAAGAAUUAGACCACACUAAGCUUGUAAACCCUCGUCGGAUGUCUCAUAUACACAAAGAUAUGGACGGAAUGAUGGCUGGACCGUACGGUAGAAGAAUGUCCCGGAUCAUAGAACCCCGUCCCAGCAUGCAAUACGGUGCUUCUGGAAGAAGAAUGUCACAGUUUUCCAGGAGCAGUAUUUCAGGAAUCUCUUCAUUCGGUAAAAAUAUCUUUCAUUCCAUGAAGAUGCAAAACACAUACAGAAUGACUCCCGAUGAAGACGAAAAGUUCAAUGCAUCCAAGGCAGAAAGAGUCAUGUCUGGAGUGUUGGAGUCUUACCUGGACGGAGAGAAAUACGAUAAGCUACUUUGCGUCAACUUGACGAAGAAUCUGUCAGAAGUGAUUAAGGAUCGAAUGAAAGAGAUGGGAUUCAGUAUGCGCUAUAAGUACGUCUGCACGGUUACCUUAGGCGAGAACUUAAACCAAGGUCUUGCUCAAGCCAGCAGAAGCAUUUGGAAUACAAACACAGACAAUUUUGCGUCAGCAUCUUAUUCUAAAGGAAACCUGUUUGCCGUAGCCACAAUUUAUGCCACCUAUUUCGAAUAGCAUUAUUACUGUGAUAUUUAGACUGGGCAGCAGAUGACGAUAGUUGCUUUAUGUAUAAAGCCAAGAGUAUGAACCAACUACGCUUGGGCCUUUUUUUAUUUAUACAAGCACCUGGGCGGCACAUUUUGUGUCAUUGUGUACGUUUGUUAGCCAGUCAAAUUUAUUUGCGUUGGUUCACCACUACUGCAACUUUUUGUUUUAAUAUUUAAACAAGGGUGAAAUAUUUUCUUUACGAAAGUGACGUCACAAGUGAAACAUAACGUGCAUGUGUAAGACUAGUGAUAAUUACCUGAAUAAAAACAAGAAUUCUAAAAUCAUUUCAUGUAACAUUGUAAGCUGUUAUCAUUUCUCAUUUCAUACUUUUAGUCUUCGUUUGUAUGCGAGUGUCUGGACAGGUCUAUUUAAAGCUUUCACGAGCAUGUAUCACGUGUGUGAAGGAUAUGUUUGACGUUUGUUGAAAUUAUUCUCAACUUUUGUUAAAAAGUAUAUUUUAUGUUAAUAUUCGUGUUUAUAUUCAAUUAUGGUUCAAGCACGCUGCUCAGGACACACCUCAAUUAUGCUGCCUGUCUGUCCAGAACAAGUUAGUGAGAGAGAAGUAGGUGUGGUGGUCUUGGGCCUUCAUCUCCAUCUGGGUCAUUAAAACCCUGGGCGAGAAUCCUGGGAUACGAGCCCAGUACUGAAUACUUGUCAGUCAAUGGUUUGCCGACGAAGACGACACAGAGUCGAGUUAUUUGUUGAAAACAACUACCACAGAAAUAAAUAUAUAAUAAUAAUAAGUAAGUAAUUAAACAAGUCAUUACAUUAGUGUUUAAUUCUAAUAUUUUCAUAUUCCAGUAAGCCCCUUAAAUAUAUAUAUAUAUACACGUGUGUGUGUGUGUGUGUGUGUGUGUGUGUGUGUGUGUGUAUAUAUAUAUAUAUAUAUAUAUAUAUAUAUAUAUAUAUAUAUGCGCAUACAUGCGUACAUUUUUUGGUGUGUACAACGAUAUCAUUGAGAAAAUAUCAAUCCCCUGCAUGGGUUUUUUAAUCAUUAUUUAUUUCCCCAGAGAAUCAAAUGAUAUGGUAAUGUUAGUUACACCUGUAGUUUUGAUGUACUGAUCCUGUAGGAAUGAAUGUGGUUCGUCUGUAUGUUUAAAAUGUUAAUAUGAAAGAUUUCAUUCUAAGAUUUGUUUUAUUUCUUCUUUUUUUUUCUUUUUUUAAAAAGAAAAAAAUAAUAGGCGUCACUCUAUGCACAUAUAGUUUUACAUUUGAAGAUAUGUUGAUUUUUUAAAUCAUUCAUUAAAAAAUUGCUUUAUUCCGUCCCAGAGAAAACAAGGGUAUACAAAUUGUUGUUAUUUAUUAUUAACCCUGAACUGCAUUUUGUUUGAAACAAUAACUAUAUAAGAAGAAAUUAAAUUGUUGUUAGCUU
Messenger RNA from Gigantopelta aegis, 2199 nucleotides. RefSeq names its product dynein light chain Tctex-type 5-like. Bases 183 to 794 code for a protein of 203 amino acids. The transcript has 2 exons. Gene Ontology annotation, biological process: microtubule-based movement. Gene Ontology annotation, molecular function: dynein intermediate chain binding. NCBI's taxonomy places the organism in Eukaryota, Metazoa, Mollusca, Gastropoda, Neomphalida, Peltospiridae. The record is from RefSeq and is a predicted model, not a curated record. Gene Ontology annotation, cellular component: cytoplasmic dynein complex; cytoplasm.